Molecule: messenger RNA, 1782 nt
Organism: Cyclospora cayetanensis
Lineage: Eukaryota; Apicomplexa; Conoidasida; Eucoccidiorida; Eimeriidae
Exons: 1
Coding region: 1-1782 (593 amino acids)
Source: RefSeq, a predicted model, not a curated record
AUGUGGAAAGCCAUUCUUUUUUUCUCUUUGGUCUCCACUCUUCCUCAAGGCACUCACGUUUGGCUUUGUGAAGGGCUUGCAUUAGGGGUAGCAAAUCCCCCCAAGACUCUGGUCGACGAGUUGGACGCACAUGGAAGGUUCGACUUUGAAGUAAAGCCCGUAAAUUCCGAUCGAGAAGUGAAUUCAGCAUAUGCUCUGAAUGGCCGCUUGCCAAAACAAGAAAAUGAGGAAUUCGCCAAUAUUUGGGUGGAUCUGGAGUUCACAAAAAAAAAACUACAUGAAGCACAUGCAAACCCCAAGCAAAAAAGUCUACAAUAUGAUGCCUUAGAUGCUGAACGGAUUACUAGCCAUGACCUACAAAGAAUCACCCUCACGAAACGCCCGCGUUUAGUUGUGUUUACAACUGCAGGGUGCCGCCUCUCCGAAGAGGCCCUUCGUGAGGCUCAGAUUGCACAUUCGAUGAUACGGAAUCUUGGAGGGUUGACUAUUGUUUCUACGAUCGACAUAGUCAAGGAGCCGGGGCUAGCUUCCCUCCUGGGAAUCGAAUCCGCUCCCCACCUGUGCUUCUAUGCCGACGGUAGCUUGGAUAUCCUGCAUAGCGUACCAUAUAACGGUACGGAUAUAACGGCCAUAGAAAUCGCUCAUUGGGUCAUUAGCCUUGAAGACGCAACACUACAAAAGACAGCAGGUGGUCACACGGCUUCCAGCAAGGCAUCUACUAUAGGAUCUCCGGUGGGCCCUGUUGUGCACGCCUGUGUCCACAAUGGAAGCCCACGAGCUGAGCUUGUGUACCAGCUUUCAAGGAUGAGGACUCAGCUGCCAUCUAGGCUUACAUUGUUUAGCAUCCAGUAUGUAGACUCCUCCGAAGCAGAAGAGCUACGUGUCUACAGGAAGCAACUGCCCUUUGAUGUAGGAGAGGAGGAGUUCCUGAGUGCACAGGGGGCAGUGUGGGAGCCAACAGAAAUAAUGGCUCUGCUGCUUGAAGCAGAAAACCGAAAGGUCUUCUAUGGUGAAAGUCCACCCCAGGCGUUAUUAGGAACUCGCAAGCUUUUUACUGUUUACGCUAGUCAAUUUGAAAACCUGCAAGACAUCGCAUCGUUGCUUAUGGAAUUCCAACCAAGAUAUCAGGACCGCAUUGCUUUUCACAUAGCCAGCAGCUCGCUAAAAACGGCGGCACGUUCUGAAGUCAUAUUCAACCACACAUGGGGUGGUGCUAUCUUAUCAGAUCAAUAUGCAAACUUAUCAGGUCACCAGAGGAUAGCGCACGGUGUGCGGGAAGCAGUUCCAUCUGCUGAGUAUUCGUUGUCAAUGCCAUUUAAUUACCACAGUAUGAAGGCUUUUUUCGAAAAGUGGGAAAGAGGCCAGCGUAGGCUACACAUCCGGUCAAAUCGCUAUGAAUACUCUGAUAUGGGUAGCCCUGUUAUGGAACUCAAUUAUGUGCAGCUUCUUGACCUCUUGCACUCACCACGUACAGCCCCAUUAGGUAUUCUGUAUUACGAACCAGAGUCCUUAGAUUGUCAACACUACCUAAAGUUAUGGCAGACGGUAGCCAAGGACUUUACAAAUCAAGCGGGUGUGAAGGGUGAGAUCAUCUUCGGCCAAAUCAACGGGCUGCUGAAUGACAUACUUGUUUUUGACGUGAAGAAAAACAAACCAGCAAUCGCCGUUUAUCCACCAGGGUCAAGGUCUUUGAAGACGCAAGCCCUGUAUAAGGGUCCUCCUGUUGUAGAACUCCUGGAAGACUUUUUGUCCCUGCUAGCUGCAAAGCAAGGAGAGCUUUAA